CCUGUCCUUCACAAGUUCUAUCAGUCAGGCGACCUUCUCAUCGGUGGGAUCAUUUCUCAGAUCCUUGUAUUUUCCUCUCAAAUAACUUUUGAAAAACGUCCCUCUUCUGACAUUUAUUAUAGCAUUCUCCAUUUUAAUCCAAGGUGGACCAUUCAUGCUUCAUUGGAACUUCUUUCCACACAGAACAGAUUCAUUCCAAACUACAAAUGUGACAUGCAGAGCAAUCCAUUAGCAGUAAUUGGGGGACCUAACUCUGAUGUCUCCCUCCAUAUAGCAAAGAAUCUGUGCAUCUACAAGAUACCACAGCUCAUAUAUGGCUGCACUCAGGCAAUGAAAAAUGACAUGCAAGCUGGUUUCCUCUACUGGAUGUUUCCAAAAGGGGCUCAUCAGUACAGAGGGAUUCUCCAAUUGCUCCUGCAUUUUGGGUGGACGUGGAUUGGGUUUUUUUACUUGCCUGAUGACAAUGGAGAGAGAUUUGUACAGGAUAUGCUGCCCAUGUUUUCUGAGAGAGGCAUCUGCUUUGACUUUAUAGAAACACGACCAACAUUUUCUUUUUCAGAUCAUAUUACUGAUGCAGUGGAGGAGGCAUCAACAAAAAUGAAGACUAUUUCAGAAAGCACUGCCAAUGCAUUGGUCAUAUAUGGUGAACUACAGACCAUGUUGGUUUUCAUACUAAUGCACAACUUGGCAGAAUCAGAGAAUAUGCCAAUUAAGGCAAGAGGUAAAGUCUGGGUUAUGACUGCUCAGAUGGAUUUCACAUCAUUUGGGUAUCAAAGAAGUGUAGAUCUCAAAUUCCUCCAUGGGGCUCUUUCCUUUGCAUUGCAUUCAAAAGCGGUGUCAGGAUUCUGGCAGUUUCUUCAGAGGAGAAACCCCACCUCAGAAAAAGAUGAUGGCUUUCUCAGGGUCUUUUGGGAAGAUGCAUUUAAUUGUCAUUUCACCAACUCCAUUGCAGAUGAGGUGGUUGAGGAAAUCUGCACUGGGGAGGAGAAGUUGGAGACUCUUCCUGGGUCUGUUUUUGAGAUGAGCAUGACCAGUCACAGCUACAGUGUCUACAAUGCAGUCUAUGCUGUGGCACAUUCGUUCCAUGCCAUGCACUCCUCUAAAUCUAAUCGAAGAGGAAGGGUGGAUGCAGGUAGACGGAAGCUUCUACUUCAUCUGCCCUGGCAGCUCCACCACUUUCUGAGAAGUGUUGCCUUUAACAACAGUGUUGGGGAAAAAGUUUCCUUUGAUGAAAAUGGGGAAUUAGUUGCUGGAUUUGACAUCAUUAAUUGGGUCACAUUCCCAAAUCAGUCCUUCCUUCGAGUCAAAGUUGGCAGGAUGGAACCAGAAGCUCCUACAGAACAGGUGCUCACCAUUCAGGAAGAUGCCAUUAUAUGGCCCAGGCGGUUUAACCAGGUGCAGCCCCUUUCUCUGUGUAAUGACAAUUGCCAUUCCGGGUAUAGUAGGACUGAGGUGGAAGGGAAGCCAUUUUGCUGCUAUGAUUGCCUUCCAUGCCCAGUAGGGAAAAUUUCAAAUCAGAAAGACAUGGAUGACUGCUUCCAGUGUGCAACAGAAUAUUAUCCAAACAGUGAUCAGGAUUUUUGCAUUCCCAAGGCCAUCACCUUUCUGACUCAUGAAGAACCUUUGGGGAUCAGUUUGGGCAUUUUUGCUCUGUCCUUUGCUUUCAUCACAGCUUUUGUGCUGAGGAUCUUCAUUAAGCACAAGGACACUCCCAUUGUCAAAGCCAACAACCGAAACCUCACCUACAUUCUCCUCAUUUCCCUCCUUCUCUCCUUCCUUUGUGUUUUGUUGUUCAUUGGCAAGCCUGAGAGUAUCACAUGUCUCUUUCGACAAGCUGCUUUUGCCAUCAUCUUCUCUGUGUCAGUUUCUUGUGUCUUAGCCAAAACGGCAAUUGUGGUUCUGGCUUUCAUGGCCACCAAGCCAGGGUCCAGCAUGAGAAAGUGGGUGGGGAAAAGGUUGGCCUACCUCAUCGUUCUUUGCUGCUCUCUCAUUCAAACCACCAUUUGUACAGUGUGGCUGGCAACUUCCCCACCAUUCCCGGAUCUAGACAUGACCUCCAUGGCUAAAGAAAUGAUCCUGGAAUGUAAUGAAGGCUCCACUGCCAUGUUUUAUUCUGUGCUGAGCUUCCUGGGCUUCCUGGCUACAGUGAGCUUCAUCUUGGCUUUCUUGGCCAGGAAGUUGCCUGACAGUUUUAACGAAGCCAAGUUUAUCACCUUCAGCAUGUUGGUCUUUUGCAGCGUUUGGUUGUCCUUUCUUCCAGCCUACUUGAGCACAAGGGGGAAAUAUAUGGUAGCCGUGGAAAUAUUCUCAAUCCUGGCCUCCAGUUCAGGAUUGCUCUUUUGUAUCUUUUUGCCCAAGUGCUAUAUCAUUGUGCUGAGGCCUGACUUGAACCAAAGGGGGGAGUUAAUCAGAAGAAAGAACUAA
Molecule: messenger RNA, 2424 nt
Organism: Hemicordylus capensis (graceful crag lizard)
Lineage: Eukaryota; Metazoa; Chordata; Lepidosauria; Squamata; Cordylidae
Product: vomeronasal type-2 receptor 26-like
Exons: 6
Coding region: 214-2424 (736 amino acids)
Biological process (GO): G protein-coupled receptor signaling pathway
Cellular component (GO): membrane
Molecular function (GO): G protein-coupled receptor activity
Source: RefSeq, a predicted model, not a curated record